Molecule: messenger RNA, 2000 nt
Organism: Harmonia axyridis
Lineage: Eukaryota; Metazoa; Arthropoda; Insecta; Coleoptera; Coccinellidae
Gene: Cog8
Product: conserved oligomeric Golgi complex subunit 8
Exons: 5
Coding region: 135-1967 (610 amino acids)
Biological process (GO): intra-Golgi vesicle-mediated transport
Cellular component (GO): COG complex
Source: RefSeq, a predicted model, not a curated record
AUAAUUAUAAAUAAUUACAAAUUGACAAUUUUACGUGUUAUUUCUUCUAUCAAAAAGUUAUGAAUCUUCAAAAUUCAUAAUUCGAUCGCCUUAAAUCCAGACUUCAGAGAGAACCUCUGCCUCAAUAUUUUGAAAUGGCUUCGGAAAAUAAAACCUUGUUGGAAUUAAUAUUUCCUAGUGGUUUUCCAGAGGAUUGGAAGUAUAAUGUUAAAUUGGAUGAAUAUGUUAUAAAACUCGGUGGACUUAAGGUUGAAGAUCUUCUCAAAGAAGUUACUGAUUUACAACAUGAACAGACAUCUAUAGUUGAACAUACUCAAGAUCUAGCAGUUUCAAAUUAUAAAACUUUUAUUGAAACUGCAGAAUGUUCAAGGAAAAUGUUCAUUAAGUUCAAUGCAAUAGAUGAUAAGCUAAAUGAUUUGUUGAAAGAUUUACCCAACUUUGAGCUAAAAUAUCAGAAAUUUGCUGAAGAAAGUAGUGGAAUUAAUUCCUUGAGAAAAUUGAAUUCUCUCACUCUCACUAAAAAUGCUCAGUUGUUAGCAAUCUUAGAAUUACCACAGUUAAUGCAUUCUUUUAUUGAUGAUGGUUUAUAUGAUGAUGCUUUGGAGCUAACGAGUUAUGUUAGAAAAUUAUAUUCAAAACACCCAGAUAUUCAUAUUUUCAAGAAUGUUAUGGAAGAUGUUGAGAAAGCGUGGUAUUCAAUGUUGCACCAACUAUUAAGUCAACUUCGUCAAGAAUUAACACUAUCAAAAUGCUUACAAAUUGUGGGACAUCUUCGACGAAUGGAUGUUUUCUCAGAAACUGAGUUGCGUUUAAAAUUUUUACAAACUAGAAACUAUUAUCUACAAAACUGCCUUAAAACUAUUCCUACUAAUGACGUUAAUCAUCAUUUGAAUAAAGUUAUCGAGGUAACUAGAGUAAACUUAUUCAAUAUCAUAACACAAUACAGAGCUAUUUUCAAUGAUGAAGAUCAAACUCCAAUAGAAGUUUUGAAGAACAAUCAUGUGAAUCCAAAUGUGAUUUUUUUUUCAUGGAUAGGUGAAAAGAUUCAUGAAUUUCUUUUCUCUUUGGAAGAGGAUUUGAAUAGGGGAGUUUCGUCCAUUGAUUCUGUAAUUGGUCAAUGUAUGUACUUUGGUCUCUCCUUCAGCAAAGUAGGAUGUGAUUUUCGACCACUUUUAGUUCCCAUUUUUACAAAGAGAAUUGGAAAUGAUUUUCAGGAUAUGGUUUGUAAAGCAACUCAUAAUUUUGAACUCAACAUUGAGAAAUUCACACUGAUAAAUAAAAAUCAUCCGAAUGUACCAUGGAAAACAAAAAUAGAAGAUCCUCUUCAGCCACCAGAUAGUUUACUAGAAUUUUACCCUUUAGCUGAAUAUCUGAAUAACAUUUUGACUGCUUUCAAUAAAUUGAAAUUGUGCGCACCAAUUUCGCUCAUCGAUAAUAUUACUAGAGUGCUCCAAGACUCUUUGCAUUCGAUUUCCAAAUUUAUCCUAGCUCUUUAUAGUCAAGAACAACAAGCUUUCUCUUCAGGAUCUAAAGAUGCUUUCACUAGACUUUGUAUGGCAUUUGCAGAUGAUUUGAUUCCAUUUCUUCAAAAAUGUUUGCAUAUUAUUUAUCCUCCAACAAACACUGCCUCUCAUCUAGGAAUCAACCUCCAAAUUUUACAAAAGGAAGCAAUUUCGUUUUUAGAUAAAACCUAUAUUAUUGAUUCAAUAAAACAUCUGUUACCUAUUAGGAUUGAAACAAAUUUCACAAUAGAGACAAAAAAUAAAAACUCAGAUAUAGACGAUUCUAAAAACAUCAAAUCUGAUAUUGAAUAUUCAAAAAUCGAAAAAUCUGAUGUUGAAGAUAGCAUGGUUGAAUAUGAUAAUACUGAAAAAAUUGAAUCUGUAGAUGAACCAGUUACAGAAAAUUCAUUACAGAAAGAAAAUAUCAAUGAUAUGUUUGUAAAAAAUGUAGAAAAUAAACUUUAAUAUUGUUCGAUUUGAAAUAAAAUAUUUCACAUA